CGUAGAUUUCUUGAUUCAUAAUAAAACGAACAUAUGCCAAUAAUAAUGCUGCAUUAUCAGGUAAAGUUGACUCGUCCAGUUGUAUAGAGAAAUGGGUCGAUGGUUGCUUAAGGGAAUUCUUUUAAUGAUAUCAGAUGCAGGUUUGUGUAAAACAAUUUUUAAAACCUCUUCAACGGCUGGUAAAAUUAACUUCUCUCCGAUAGUAUGCGGUUUUCCGGAUUUUAGCAAAAUGUAAGAUAGUAAAGGCAACACCGCACCCUGCAGCCCAGUUGACAAGAACGACAAGCUGUCAAGAUUAG
This is a messenger RNA of Acanthoscelides obtectus, 299 nucleotides long. Lineage: Eukaryota; Metazoa; Arthropoda; Insecta; Coleoptera; Chrysomelidae. The record is from the annotation of a GenBank genome assembly.